Molecule: messenger RNA, 951 nt
Organism: Frieseomelitta varia
Lineage: Eukaryota; Metazoa; Arthropoda; Insecta; Hymenoptera; Apidae
Gene: Hus1-like
Product: checkpoint protein HUS1
Exons: 3
Coding region: 69-893 (274 amino acids)
Biological process (GO): double-strand break repair via homologous recombination; mitotic DNA replication checkpoint signaling; mitotic intra-S DNA damage checkpoint signaling
Cellular component (GO): nucleolus; site of double-strand break; checkpoint clamp complex
Source: RefSeq, a predicted model, not a curated record
AAGUAUAUUUGCACGAAAACAUUUCUGUCAUUUAAUAUUUCUAAGAAACACAUGUUGCAUUAUCAAAGAUGAAGUUCAGGUGCAGAAUGAUGGAUGUAAUUGCAAUGCGAGAUUUUACUAACAUAGUUAACGUUAUUUCUCGAAUAACGAAACAGUGUACCUUGCGGUUAACGCCUGACGAAUUGUGCUUCAGCGUCAGCGUCGAUCGAGCAUCAAUGGUUUGGGCUGAAUUAACUCAGACUCAUUUUUUCACGGAGUAUAUUAUGAACGGUGUCUCUGAAGAACAGAACGAGAUUUAUUUGGAAUUCGAUCCUACUAUGCUCGCCAAAUCUCUAGGAUCUUUACGAAUGACCGCAAAGAGCGUUAAAAUCAAAUUAACAAACAAACGUCAACCGUGUCUCACGAUAGAAAUCGAGUUACCAUCGUUAAGUUUAGAAUCAAGGCAAUGUUUGCACGAUGUGCCUGUUAGAGUCAUACCGCGACGCGAAUGGGCCGAGCACCGGGCGCCAAAUAUUCCUCAAUUUGAUAUUUCAGUUGAUAUGCCUCAACUUAAACACGUGAAACAUAUCGUGGAAAGGAUGAAAAACAUGAGUCCACGAUUAACGUUGGAGGCCAGCAAAACUGGCGUAUUUGCAUUAAAAGUCGACACGGAUAGCGCAACGGUGUCCACACAUUUUCAGGAAUUACAAGUUUGGAGUAGCAGUCAACGAAACCAGGAAGACAAAGUAUCAGCUACUAUAGACAUUAAAAAGUUCUUCAUGUUCCUAGCUUGGGACAUAGUGCAUCCUGAUGGCGUGAAAUGUAAUAUUGUUCAAGACAGGGUGGUUAACUUGUUUCUACAUGUAGCAGAUUAUGUUAAAAUACAGUAUUUCUUACCCUCCGUGUUUACUUAACUCGUAUAAACUUUAACAAUAAUGUUUUAAGACAAUAUAAAUUCUUUAUUUUUUUUUA